GAAGCGGCCUCGUCGGCCCUGCGGCGCCUAGAGCCCUGACGCACGGAGCUCGAAAGAGAGAGAACGAGAGAGAAAGGGGCAGACAUGGCGGCUCCGCUCGGCUCCCGCUGAGGACGGCCGAGCGGGCGCAGGGUCUGUGCGGCCCGCCUGCAGCCUCGCUCCCGCCUCCUGCUCCCCGCCUCCUCGCGCCGCCGCCGGCUCCUGCUCCGCUCUUGCUUGUCGUGGCCUGCGUCCCGGAGAGGCAACGCGAGCCGGCCCGGCAAGGCUCCGCUGGCCCCUGCCCGCCGGCGGGCCGGCCUUCCUCGCCUCUGCCCGGAGCGGCGGGCGCGGCGUGGACCCGGUCCCCCUGGCUGGACCAUGGUGAACACCCGGAAGAGCUCUCUGCGCCUUCUCGGGUCCAAGUCUCCUGGGCCUGGGCCUGGGCCUGGGGCCGGAGCGGAGCCGGGGGCGACAGGAGGCAGCAGCCAUUUCAUCUCCUCUCGGACCCGCUCCUCCAAGACGCGCGCGGCCAGCUGCCCCGCCGCCAAGGCCGGGGGAAGCGGCGGAGCCCUGGAAGAGGCCCGGAAAGCUGAAGUGGACGGUAGCUUAAGUGAUAGCCACGUAUCUCCUCCAGCCAAACGCACUUUGAAACAGCCAGAUUCUGUUUGCAAAGACAAAUCAAAAUCACGAAGUACUGGUCAGCGAGAGGAAUGGAACAUACCAACUGGUCAGGCCAGGUUAACUUCUCAGCCUGGUGCUACAUUACCAAACGGACACAGUAGCUUGUCCCUUCGAAGCCAUCCCCUUCGAGGGGAAAAGAAAGGAGAUGGCGACCUUUCCUGUAUAAAUGGUGACAUGGAAGUCAGAAAAAGUUGUCGGUCCAGGAAAAACAGAUUUGAAAGUGUGAAUCAGAGCUUAUUAUUUGACCAACUAGUAAAUAGUACUGCUGAAGCUGUAUUACAAGAAAUGGAUAAUAUCAAUAUCCGACGAAAUCGUCGAUCAGGAGAAGUAGAACGGCUUCGAAUGUGGACAGAUACAGAGUUUGAAAAUAUGGAUAUGUAUUCAAGAGUAAAAAGGCGAAGAAAAUCACUGAGAAGAAACAGUUAUGGGAUACAGAAUCAUCAUGAAGUUUCUACUGAAGGCGAGGAAGAAGAAUCUCAAGAGGAAGAUGGAGACAUAGAAGUUGAAGAAGCAGAAGGAGAAGAAAAUGAUAGGCCAUAUAACUUGAGACAAAGAAAAACAGUGGAUCGGUACCAAGCACCACCAAUAGUACCAGCUCACCAAAAAAAGAGGGAAAACACACUAUUUGAUAUUCACAGGUCUCCAGCAAGAAGAAGCCAUAUCAGGAGGAAGAAGCAUGCCAUUCAUAGUAGUGACACUACUUCUUCUGAUGAAGAACGCUUUGAAAGAAGGAAAUCAAAAAGUAUGGCAAGAGCAAGAAAUAGAUGUUUGCCUAUGAAUUUCAGAGCAGAAGAUUUAGCUAGUGACAUUCUCCGAGAACGGGUGAAAGUGGGUGCAAGUUUGGCUGAUGUUGAUCCGAUGAACAUUGAUAAAUCAGUGCGGUUUGAUAGCAUAGGUGGAUUGAGCCAUCAUAUCCAUGCUUUGAAGGAGAUGGUAGUUUUUCCACUUUUAUAUCCAGAAAUUUUUGAAAAAUUUAAAAUUCAGCCUCCAAGGGGCUGUUUGUUUUAUGGUCCUCCUGGCACAGGUAAAACCUUGGUUGCCAGAGCAUUAGCUAAUGAAUGCAGUCAAGGAGACAAAAAGGUGGCAUUUUUCAUGCGAAAAGGAGCAGACUGCUUGAGCAAGUGGGUUGGGGAGUCGGAAAGGCAACUUAGGCUUCUUUUUGACCAGGCAUAUUUGAUGAGGCCUUCUAUAAUAUUUUUUGAUGAAAUAGAUGGAUUAGCUCCAGUUCGCUCUAGUAGACAAGAUCAGAUCCACAGCUCUAUAGUGUCAACCCUCCUUGCUCUUAUGGAUGGAUUAGAUAACAGAGGCGAAAUUGUUGUUAUUGGUGCUACAAACAGACUUGACUCUAUAGACCCUGCGCUCAGGAGACCUGGUCGAUUUGACAGAGAAUUCCUUUUCAACCUGCCUGAUCAAAGGGCCAGAAAGCACAUCUUGCAGAUCCACACCAGGGAUUGGAAUCCAAAACUAUCUGAUGCAUUUUUAGGAGAAUUGGCAGAAAAAUGUGUUGGCUACUGUGGAGCUGACAUCAAGGCCCUGUGUACCGAAGCUGCGCUGAUCGCCCUUCGGAGGCGCUACCCUCAGAUCUAUGCCAGCAGUCACAAACUGCAGCUGGACGUUUCCUCGAUAGUGCUCAGUGCCCAGGACUUUUACCAUGCAAUGCAGAAUAUUGUGCCUGCUUCCCAACGUGCUGUGAUGUCUUCAGGACAGGCGCUGUCUCCCAUUAUAAGGCCAUUGCUAGAAAGAAGUUUCAACAAUAUUUUAGCAGUCCUCCAAAAAGUAUUUCCUCAUGCAGAAAUUAGCCAGAGUGACAAGAAAGAAGAUGUAGAAAGUCUGAUUUUAGAUGAUAGUGAAGAUGAGAAUACUUUAUCAAUUUUUGAGACAAGUUGUCACUCGGAAUCACCAAAGAAACCAUCACCAGCUGCUGCUGUCACUAAACCUUAUCUUCACUUUACAAUGUCACCAUAUCAUCAGCCAACCUCCUAUAGGCCUCGACUGUUGCUGUCUGGAGAACGAGGUUCAGGGCAAACGUCUCACCUUGCUCCAGCACUUUUGCAUACACUAGAAAGAUUCUCUGUGCAUCGGCUUGAUCUCCCAGCACUUUACUCAGUCAGUGCCAAAACACCUGAAGAGUCCUGUGCACAGAUAUUUCGAGAAGCUCGGAGAACAGUACCCAGCAUUGUUUACAUGCCUCAUAUUGGUGACUGGUGGGAAGCUGUCAGUGAGACUGUGAGAGCAACUUUUCUGACACUGCUGCAAGAUAUACCAUCCUUUUCACCUAUAUUUUUAUUGUCUACCUCGGAAACCAUGUACAGUGAGCUGCCUGAAGAGGUUAAGUGUAUCUUUAGAAUACAGUAUGAAGAGGUGUUAUAUGUUCAAAGGCCUAUUGAAGAAGAUCGAAGAAAAUUUUUCCAAGAACUUAUUCUCCAUCAGGCAUCAAUGGCACCACCACGAAGGAAACAUACUGCUCUUCGUGCUAUGGAAGUACUUCCACUCGCACUACCUUCUCCUCCUCGUCAGUUAUCAGAAUCAGAAAAAAAUCGCAUGGAAGAUCAGGAGGAAAAUACAUUGAGAGAGCUGCGGCUGUUCCUCAGGGAUGUUACCAAGAGGCUGGCCACAGAUAAACGCUUUAACAUCUUCAGCAAACCGGUGGAUAUUGAAGAGGUUUCAGAUUAUCUUGAAGUAAUCAAAGAACCAAUGGAUUUAUCAACAGUAAUAACUAAAAUCGAUAAACAUAAUUACCUAACGGCUAAAGAUUUCCUGCAAGAUAUUGACCUCAUCUGUAGCAAUGCUUUAGAAUACAACCCUGAUAAGGACCCUGGAGACAAAAUUAUUAGACACAGAGCUUGUACCUUGAAGGACACUGCACAUGCUAUCAUUGCAGCUGAACUGGACCCAGAGUUUAAUAAACUCUGUGAAGAAAUUAAGGAAGCAAGAAUAAAAAGAGGCUUAUCAGUGACAGCAGAACAAAUAACUCCUCAUGGCGCUAGUGCCCGCAAGACAGAGACUAGAGUGGAGGAGGCAUUUCGGCACAAACAGAGAAACCCAAUGGAUGCCUGGCACAACUCUGCAAAUAAGUGUGCGUUUCGAGUUCGAAGAAAAUCAAGGCGGCGAUCACAGUGGGGUAAAGGAAUUAUUAAGAAAAGGAAAGUCAAUAAUUUAAAGAAAGAUGAGGAGGAUACCAAGUUUGCAGACUAUGACCAUACAGAGGACAGGAAGCUGCUGGAGAAUGGAGAGUUUGAGGUAAGCACUGAUUGCCAUGAGGAAAAUGGAGAAGAGACUGGAGACUUAUCUAUGACCAAUGACGAAUCUUCAUGUGACAUUAUGGAUAUGGACCCGGCUCAAAGGCUGAGUAGUGGAGCAGGCACUAAAGAGAACUUUGCAUCAACUGAAGAGGAAAGUUCAAAUGAGUCUCUGCUCGUCCACAGCAGCAGUUCCCUCAAUCCUGAGCAGACAUCUAGGAAAGAGUCCUUCCUUAAAGGCAACUGUCUGAAUGGCGAAGCCUCCGCUGACAGUUUUGAUGGAAUUCCUGUUCUGGAGUGUCAGAAUGGCAAAGGUCCUGAAAUAGUUCCUGUCCCUGGUGCUGGAGAAAUAUCUAAUUCUGAACAAAAUAUUCCUUUGGAGGAACAGCUAAAAGACAAACCAGGAACUUCAAAUGAAAAUCAUGGAGAUGAUCCUGAGAAACUAGAAGUACUGGAAGGUAGCAGCAGUGAGAAGAUCGAAUCUGGUCCUGAUGUGGAGGUCAAAGACACAGAAGUGGAUAAAGAAGGUGCUUCUAAAGUAAAGAAAUAUCGUAAAUUAAUUUUAGAGCAGGCAAAAACAACAAACCUGGAACUGGUUCCAGAAGAGCCAUCUGAGCCUGUGCCACCUGUGGUAGUUGAUCAGGAGAGACUGAAGAAGUUGCUUGAUUUGUUGGUAGAUAAAAGCAACAACUUGACAGUUGAUCAACUUGAGAGAUUGUAUUCCCUUCUUAGUCAGUGCAUCUACCGCCACCGUAAAGAUUAUGACAAAUCGCAGCUUGUAGAGGAGAUGGAAAGAACAGUUGAUAUGUUUGAGACAUUCCUAUGAACUUCUCAAGAUGGCGGCUUAUCCUCUCCAAUCUGCUCCUGAUGAGCAGUCCUCUGAGCCAUUCACUUUCAAGUUGCACCAGUUGUGCGCAGAGCCUUGGUGUAGAGUGCUCGCUCACCCGUUCUUUCUCUGUUGAAUUUGGUGCUAUUGUCUCAGGUACCUGAAACCAACCAGCCUACAAGAACCAAACAAAACUUCAGAAACAUGUUGUAUUUUCCACAAAUAAAAAAUACAACCCCACAGCUUGGAGAUUUUGGUGCUACAGAAACUGCUUUUGCUCUGCUCCUCUCUUCUGCACUCUUGGAGAGUCUCUUAGGGAGCAGACCAGCAAACCAGAGGAAACUGGACGGGGCAGUUCUAACUGUGCUGAAUUGUUGAAAACCAUGGGCGACCGUUUCCCCCUCUUCUUCUUUUUCUCUUUCCUAGCAUAUCCCACCCCCGCCCCACCCCGGGUAAUGGACUAAAACCUGUUUUAGAAUUGGCUAUGGUGUAUUCUGGUGGACAGCUGAAGAAACUGGGUGAAAUUAGGCUCUUUAGAACUGCCUGUAAUGUGCCUUUUUAUUCCUUUGAGAAAGAUGAGGCUGAACGGAUGGGCUCAUUUGUAGCAAAUUAAUUAGAGUUUUUCUUUGGUCACAACCUUGAAAAUAAGUUUUGAUACUCGAUGUUGUAAGAGACAACAGUAUUCUGUAUUAAAUGCCUGUCUUGUUGUCAAAACAAUCAAGAUACUCAGUAAGCCAGGUAAUAUGCUAGGUUGGCAAGCUUUCCUGUGGUUUGUUUCUAGUUUAGAAACACAUGCUAAAACAGCAACAAAUUAUACACAGUCCACAAAAACCCCACGUAUUUUUUCAUAUUACCUACAAUGAUGACCAGAAAAUAAAUAGAUGGUGGCCAGUCUUCUGUCAGAUGCAAUUUAAUAGUUAUUCAUGUUUGAGUUACCAGAGAAAAAUGGUUUUCAUGUAUAGUCAAUUGUUACUGUUUUGUUUUAAGCCAGGACUUGCCACAUGAACAGAAAAGAGAGGAAUUUGUCAGAAACUCUGUAAAACUCAUUUUUCUGUAUAAUUGCAAGCGAGCCCUGGUAUGUCCUUGAUAACAGUGUUAGCACCUAAGUCCUGUGCCAUGCGUCCAUCUUCACAGUGAUUCAGUUUGUUUGGAGUCCUUCUAGAUCUUGUUGAGUGAUUUCUGUGGAUUGUG
Molecule: messenger RNA, 5916 nt
Organism: Acomys russatus (golden spiny mouse)
Lineage: Eukaryota; Metazoa; Chordata; Mammalia; Rodentia; Muridae
Gene: Atad2b
Product: ATPase family AAA domain containing 2B
Exons: 28
Coding region: 358-4725 (1455 amino acids)
Biological process (GO): positive regulation of transcription by RNA polymerase II
Cellular component (GO): nucleus
Molecular function (GO): ATP binding; histone binding; chromatin binding
Source: RefSeq, a predicted model, not a curated record